Messenger RNA from Trichobilharzia regenti, 1712 nucleotides. NCBI's taxonomy places the organism in Eukaryota, Metazoa, Platyhelminthes, Trematoda, Strigeidida, Schistosomatidae. The record is from the annotation of a GenBank genome assembly.
CUAAAACACUGAAAGCCGCAUGAACUGAAACAAUUAAUAUGAAAUGAAUGCACUGACCUGGCAGUGAAAACUUUUGAAACCAAAGAAAUAAUUAAUUUUAACAGCAAUGGAAACAAAAAAUAAGGUAAAACGCAACAAUGAGCUUGAUUAACAUUUGCCGAUAGAACUCAUGUUGGACAUUGGAAAGCGGCGCUUUGCAAGCGUGCGCCACCGACAGGACUGUAGGACAGCUCAAAAGCCUGCAUUUUCUGCUUGAAACUGUAACAUCACCACAAGCUUCUCGGUUUUCUUUUAAGUACUAGUCAAAAUGCUUUCAAGAAAAUGCAACAAAGCUAGAUAUUCUACAGAUCCAAAUGGGAAACUUUGGGCUGACAAUCCGGACAAUUUUGGCAGGAAAAUGUUACAGAAAAUGGGUUGGGAGCCUGGGAAAGGUUUAGGGAAAAAUAAUAGCGGAAUCACUGCACCUAUAAAGGCUUCCACUCAAAAAGGCAAACGAGGACUAGGUUUAAAGUCAGAUUUCUCUUUGGGAAUCAGACAAAUUGAUGACUAUGCAAAUCUUUUACGGGCGUUAAACAAAUCAAACAGCAGUCCUGAUAAGACGAAUUCAAUUGGGGUAUGCUUAUCAACGAAGUCACGAAGAGGUAUGAAGAUGAUACGUGCUAAAGAUGCAUCAAAAUAUAAUGAAAAAGACCUAUCAGUUGUUUUGGGAUAUGCAAAAUCACAUGUGUCGGAGGAAAAGGUUUCAUCCAGUGCAUCUAUAAAUAACUCCGAUGCUCAGUUUAUCACGAUAACAAGUUCACUGUCUACAUCAGAAUACUUUGAAAAAGCCAAGAAACGUAAACAUCAAAGGCCAGGUAUUUUAAAACCAUUGGAUGUGAUAUCAGCUGUAACGCGUAAUGAUGUUCCACUAGUGAAUCAGUCAGGAAAACUAGAAACCUCGGAUUUACGUGUAAAUAAUUGUGACAAUCAGCUUGCUACCUCAGGGGAAAUCUGUGAAAACCAACAGCCAGAAGAUAGUGAGCUCCCUGAAAAGUUGUCAGUUGAAGAUGAAUAUAUCAAUCGGAAACCAAAAAUCGUCGAAACUAUAAACGCAGGGGAGAAUAUUAUUAACUCAGUAUUCAUUCAGUCCAACUUGCUAUCGAUUCCAGGAUAUUGUCAUUACUGAAUAUUUGUACAUACAAUUUGUGAUAAUUAUAACAGUGUAUUAUAUUCAUAUCUCACUACAUAACUGGGUUUAUAACGUGUUGUCCGCCAUCAUCAGGAUAAGUAGUUAAUCCGUUGUUAUCAUAACCAAAGAGUACAUUGUAGCAGUAUUCUGUUAGUCAAUGCCGUGUUUAGUUUCCUUCAAACUAUCAAAAAACCUUAACAAAACUAAUACUUGAAAAUGCCUUAAGGCUUAAUUGUCUCAAUACUUUUUCAUUGCUAGCCAGUUAUGCAUCACUGUAAGCAGUUUCUUGUAACAAAUCAACAGACUUUUAUAACAUCCAUUCUUUUUUAUGAAGUAUGUAACUCAAAUUUGUGUCCGUAGCAGGUGGGAAAGAAGCUCCCAAUACAAGUUUCGUACCUGUAAUAAACAACCAACAACAGGGCAUCACAAAUUUUAACUAACAUUAUUUUGUCUCAAUCAUUCAAACUCAGAAUUUGAGAGUUACUAUGACACUAGUUUGUAUGGACGCAAACUUUUCAGUUAAAAGAAAAUGAUCCUGUAGAUG